GAAGCCGAAGCCGAAGCCGAUGCAGGUUAAGUUAAGCCGAAGGCCCAUCAACGAACAAGCAUAAAACAUGCGAGUGCCCAGGCCCCCCAAACAAUUUUGUGUUACUCGAUCAGGAAGAACAAGCAUAUAGUGUACUCGCUUCCAAUGACUAGGAUGUCUCGCCCCGUGUUGAGAAGCCGUUGGAGUCAAGAAAUCUCGUACCCUGUUUCCGUCUUCUUCGGCUCAACCCACAAACCAUCCAGGCAGACAUGGUCGCUUCGAGGAGGGCUCCAACUGAAUUCGAGAUCCCGACAUUGUUGAUUGGCCUGAUGUUGAAGGUCACAGAGAAGCUCACGCAACAUGGACACCUACUUUUGACCGUUUCCCGCUUGACCCACAAGGUGGUACUCUCGUUUAGCGACUUCGCAAGCCGACGCUUGUCUGACGGGAUGCGACAAAGAUGUUCGGCUUGAGAAUGCCAACCUGGACGGCUGGAAUUGCUCAGUUAGCUUUAAGAGCGGCCCAGCGCUCUCUCGAUUUCGGUCUUUGGCAGAUCUUAUCAAGCGAUCUGCCCACGCUGAUUUACCAUUCCCUCUGACGAUCCGAGAUGUCGACUCAAAGUACCCCUUCUAAAAAAGUCUCACAGAUCGUGAUGGCGUAUGAUGAAGAGAAAAGUCAACUUCCGUCAUCGCCGACAAGCGACGACGAGACAGCACGAGUCGACGAGGAAGAGCUAAUUAUGGACCAAGGACUUGUCGCAUGGCUUCAAGUUCUUGGAAGCUGGAUUCUGUUUGCUAAUACCUGGGGUUUGACAAACUCAUUCGGAGUCUUCCAAGCCUACUACUCCAACGUCCUUUUACCAGACGCCAACCCGUCGGCUAUUUCUUGGAUCGGCUCCAUCCAGAUCUUUCUUAUGAUGCUCAUCGGUGUCUGCGCGGGUUGGCUUCUCGACGCGGGGUAUCUUCGCUUCAUCCUUAUUUGUGGCACUACCAUGACGUCUCUCGGGCUAUUUAUGCUGAGCUUGUGCACGAACUAUUGGCAGAUUCUCCUCGCGCAGGCGCUCUGUGUCGGAAUGGGCAGUGGGUUGCUGGGAUUGACUUGUGUGGCCGUGAUUCCUCUCUACUUCCGCGAAAGGAGAAUGAUAGCGACUGGCAUUGCUGCUACGGGAAGCAGUCUAGCGGGAAUUGUGUAUCCCAUCAUGGAGAGACGCCUGAUUGCAUCCAUUGGCUUUCCUUGGGCUGUUCGGGCGUUCGCAUUCAUCGUUACCGGAAGCCUCCUAAUUUGCAUUGCCAUCAUGCGUCUUCGACCCAAUCUCAAGCGGCGUGGUGCUCUCUUCCGCCUGAAGCACUUUCGCGAUGUUCCCUAUGUCUCAUUUUGCAUCGCCUUCGCCCUUAUGAUAGGCUCGGUUUACAUCCCCUUCUUCUACGUGGAUGCCUACGCCAUUCGUCUGGGCGUCGAUCAAGACACGUCCUUUUACAUCCUCAGCGCCAUGAACGCUGCAAGUCUCCUCGGUCGUCUAGCCCCCAACUGGCUUGCUGACAAGUACGGUGGUAUGACCGUCAUGCUUCCUUGCUGUCUUUGCUCGGCCACCGUCCUCUUUCUCUUCCGCUUUGCGACUGACCUGCCGGGUUUGGUCGCAAUAUCAAUCGUGUACGGCUUCGUCUCGGGCGGCAUGGUGUCUUUGCCUCCGGCUACUAUUGCGAAUUUGACGGACGAUUUGUCAGAGUAUGGGACGAGAAUGGGCAUGGGAUACACCAUCGCCAGCUUUGGCGCGUUGAUUGGGAACCCUAUUGGAGGUGCUGCGCAGCGUCCGCAAGGAAACACAGCGGCAGAUGUGCAGCGGGAGUUUCAGGGUACUUGGAUCUUUGCUGGGGGUUUCAUGCUCGCAGCUUUCAUUUCGAUGGUGAUAUCAAAGUACGUCAGAGUUGGAUCGGUCUUGCGUGGUAAAUGCUAGCCUUCA
Messenger RNA from Colletotrichum scovillei, 1939 nucleotides. RefSeq names its product major facilitator superfamily transporter. Bases 587 to 1933 code for a protein of 448 amino acids. The transcript has 4 exons. NCBI's taxonomy places the organism in Eukaryota, Fungi, Ascomycota, Sordariomycetes, Glomerellales, Glomerellaceae. The record is from RefSeq and is a predicted model, not a curated record. Gene Ontology annotation, molecular function: transmembrane transporter activity. Gene Ontology annotation, cellular component: fungal-type vacuole membrane. Gene Ontology annotation, biological process: transmembrane transport.